GACGAGCAGCUACCAACACAAAGAUGAAAUUCAUAAUUUUUACAUUCAUCACUUGCCUGAUCGUCGCUGUGUGCUACGCGCACAUCGGCGGCGGUUCGUCGCUGCAGAACAUCAGCCCACAAGUCUACUGCGGCAGAUCCUUGGCCAGAGCUAUGGCAUUCCUUUGCUUUGAUGAAGACGGUUUCGAGAAACGAUCUGAUGUCGGAACUAUGUAUGGACAAAUUCUGCCUCCGUAUUACAAAGAUCAAGAAGUCCAGAUGGGUCUGCCGUGGGUCGGCCGGGCACGGAGUCUGUCACUUGCGGGACGCGGCAAGCGCACCUCGGGCAUUGUCACCGAGUGCUGCGACAAACCCUGCAGUAUCAACGAACUACUCAGCUACUGCUAAAUCUGUACACUAAUCAUUUUAUGACUCUUGCGCAUCAUUGUUCAUAUAAAUUUUUCAUAUAAUAUAACAUCAUUUGCUUAAACAAUGU
This is a messenger RNA of Papilio machaon (common yellow swallowtail), 474 nucleotides long. RefSeq names its product bombyxin A-3-like. The coding region runs from base 24 to 386 and encodes 120 amino acids. Gene Ontology annotation, cellular component: extracellular region. NCBI's taxonomy places the organism in Eukaryota, Metazoa, Arthropoda, Insecta, Lepidoptera, Papilionidae. Gene Ontology annotation, molecular function: hormone activity. The record is from RefSeq and is a predicted model, not a curated record. The transcript is spliced from 3 exons.